Habropoda laboriosa is the source of this 442-nucleotide messenger RNA. Its product is annotated as histone H2A-like. The transcript has a single exon. Gene Ontology annotation, molecular function: protein heterodimerization activity; structural constituent of chromatin; DNA binding. The coding region runs from base 68 to 442 and encodes 124 amino acids. NCBI's taxonomy places the organism in Eukaryota, Metazoa, Arthropoda, Insecta, Hymenoptera, Apidae. Gene Ontology annotation, cellular component: nucleosome. The record is from RefSeq and is a predicted model, not a curated record.
CCUUCUAUUUGUAAGGUGUUGUGGAGCAUUAUCUCUUUAUUUUCUUACAUCAAGAAGCUAAUAGAAGAUGUCUGGCCGUGGAAAAGGAGGAAAAGCGAAAGCAAAGGCGAAGUCUCGCUCGAAUAGAGCUGGUUUGCAAUUUCCUGUUGGACGUAUUCACAGACUUUUAAGGAAAGGAAAUUAUGCGGAACGAGUUGGCGCUGGAGCUCCUGUUUACUUGGCUGCUGUAAUGGAGUAUUUAGCCGCCGAAGUUCUGGAAUUGGCGGGAAACGCAGCACGAGAUAACAAAAAGACCAGAAUUAUCCCAAGGCAUUUACAACUUGCAAUCAGGAAUGACGAAGAAUUGAACAAACUUUUAUCUGGCGUUACCAUUGCUCAAGGAGGUGUUCUACCUAACAUUCAAGCUGUUCUUUUACCAAAAAAGACUGAAAAAAAGGCUUAG